AUGUCUUGGCUGCUCGAUUUGUUUGCUUGCAUCCUUGCAGCUUCUCUUGCUGUAUUCAUACGCUCCUAUUAUCGGUCAAAGUUGCUACCACCAGGUCCGCCUGGUCAUUGGCUAUUCGGGAAUGAGAUCCCCACUAAGCGAGCUUUUUUGAAGUACGAAGAAUGGACAAAGGAGUAUGGCCCGGUUUAUUCGCUGACUAGGUUUGGAAAGGUGUACAUCGUCGUUGGUCGAUAUGACGCCGCUAUGGAAAUAAUGGAGAAGGGUGGAUCACAGACGUCGGACAGACCAAGGUCUAUUGCCGGAUCUGAGACGUUUUCUGGAGGUCUAAGGUCGAUUAUGCUGAAUGAUACGCCGAGGUGGAGAAUCCUGUACAGGCUAGUUAUCCAUCUUGACGAGCACGAAGCUUACGCUAACGUAUUAUUCAUUAGGGCUUUUCAUUCACACUGGAAGACCGACAAGGCAGCGGCCUACGAGCCCCUACAGCUACAUCAUGCAAAGAAGCUGAUUCUCAGUAUCCUUGAUAAUCCGGUGGGACUUACAAUGCACGCAAAUACAUAUGCGGCAUCUGUGAUAUUUACCCUGACAUAUGGGAAAACGACACCGACGACUCUUGAUGAUCCCGAUUUGCAGGAUAUGGUUCGAGAUUCACGACGUUUUCGCAUGGUAAUUCUCCCUGGGGCUUACCUCGUAGAUACCAUUCCGAUUCUUCGAUGGGUUCCUGGGUAUCUUGCCGAGCUGAAGAGGUGGCAUCAAGAUUCACUUGUGUUAAUCCGUCGGUGUUUGGGCAGGAUUCAAACGAGAAUGGACGCUGGGGAAGACGCUGCGUAUCUUGCGGGGGCAAUGUUUGGUGCUGGAUCGAAUACGACUGCGGCUGCACUAACGUUUAUUGUCAUGACGGCUGCCUGUUUUCCUGAUGCGGUAAGGGUUGUACAGAAAGAGAUUGAUGAAGUGGUUUCUGGUGAUCGAUGUCCGACGUUCCAGGAUAGAGAGCGGCUUCCGCAGGUUAUGGCAUUUGUCUAUGAGUGCUAUAGAUGGCGGCCGUUGGUGCCAAGUGGAAUUGCGCAUGCCGCUAAUCAGGAUUUUAUAUGGAAAGGCUACGUUAUUCCCAAAGGAGCUACCAUUGUCGCUUCGCCUUGGUCAAUUUUCCGUUCACCCGAUUUCUUUCCUGAUCCCGAAAAUUUUGAUCCUCAACGAUGGAUCGUUGAUGGAAAAUUGAGAGAAGAUAUAAAACAAUUCGUUUAUGGGUUCGGUAGAAGGAUUUGUCCCGGAGCACGCAUUGCAAAUAGGUCGCUGUUCAUUAAUACCGCGCUUCUUUUCUGGGCUUUUGAUAUUGUUGAUACCGCGAAGAUGGACCCCAAUGCGUUCGCUGAUGAGCCGGGGAUGUAUCCCGACAAUUCUGGGGUACGCUUUGAUUUGCGGGCAGGGAAGGAAAAAGAGGAUUGGGUUAGGUCGUUGAUGGCUCAGUGAGCCCUCGGAACAACGGGGCCCGGGCAUACGAGAUAUAGAUGUCAUGGGAAGAGCACAAACAAUUUGAAUGAUAAAAAGGAAUAGUAUAUCAACGUAAAAGUAUGAUAUACGAGAAUAUAGAAAGUCGCCGUCAAAAGGGUUGUAGCUUUGGGGAGA
Molecule: messenger RNA, 1623 nt
Organism: Desarmillaria tabescens
Lineage: Eukaryota; Fungi; Basidiomycota; Agaricomycetes; Agaricales; Physalacriaceae
Product: cytochrome P450
Exons: 14
Coding region: 1-1467 (488 amino acids)
Molecular function (GO): heme binding; monooxygenase activity; oxidoreductase activity, acting on paired donors, with incorporation or reduction of molecular oxygen
Source: RefSeq, a predicted model, not a curated record